Molecule: messenger RNA, 1403 nt
Organism: Rhagoletis pomonella (apple maggot)
Lineage: Eukaryota; Metazoa; Arthropoda; Insecta; Diptera; Tephritidae
Gene: Idgf5
Product: chitinase-like protein Idgf5
Exons: 3
Coding region: 65-1363 (432 amino acids)
Biological process (GO): carbohydrate metabolic process; chitin catabolic process
Cellular component (GO): extracellular region
Molecular function (GO): chitin binding
Source: RefSeq, a predicted model, not a curated record
CUUGAAAAUGAUUUUAGUUUGAGUUUUAAGUCUGAAUUGUGCAGAUCAUUGUAUUAGGAACAAAAUGUUUAACGUUAUAUAUUUUAUAAUACUUUUGUUCUUGGUAUCGACACAAUCGGCCAAAAUGAUUUGCUAUUAUGAUUCGUCGAGCCAUAUUAGAGAAGGACCGGCUCAGCUGUCUCUGCAGGAUUUAGAACCAGCUUUGCAGUUUUGUCAAUAUCUUAUUUACGGAUAUGCUGGUAUCGAUCCGGAAAGCUAUCAAUUGCGUCCCCUUAAUAAAGAACUAGAUGUGGCACGGAAUCACUAUCAUGCAAUCACCAACUUGCGCCGUAAAUAUCCACAGCUGUUGAUAUUCCUAUCUGUCGGCGGUGAUCGUGACCAUUUUGACGAAAUAGUUGAUAAUCCAUAUAUCAGUCUGCUUGAAAAUCAGGCCCAUCGAAACACAUUUGUCAAUAGCGCUUUGGCGGUGUUGAAAGCUUACGACUUCGAUGGUCUCGAUUUGGCUUGGCAGUUUCCUAAAAACCAUCCCAUAGUGGUGGAAAACAGAUUUAAGAAAGCUUGGAAAACAUUUAAGGGUUGGUUCACAGGCAGGAAAGUCGUUGAUGAGAAGGCCGAAGAGCACAAAGGGCAAUUCGCAACACUGGUACAUGAAUUGAAAGAUGCUUUCCGCAAUGAUGGCCUUAUGUUGACACUAACAAUGCUACCUCAUGUGGAUGCUGAUCUUUUCAUCGAUAUACCCAGAGUGGUACCUAUGGUCGACUACGUCAAUCUGGGUAGCUAUGACUUUCAAACACCCGAGCGGGAUCCGAAGGUGGCGGAUCACACCGCUCCUAUUUACGAAAUGUUCGAACGCGACCCUACCCAUAAUAUCGACUACCAAGUACAGUACUGGCUCAAUAAUUCAGCUCCCAGCAAUAAAAUUAAUGUUGGUGUACCGGCGUACGGGCGUUCGUGGGUGAUGACGCGCGACUCUGGUAUUACGGGCUACCCGCCGAUUGAGCACACAGAAGGGCCAGGCCCCGCUGGUAAACAAAUUAAUAUUCCUGGUUUGAUGAGCUGGCCAGAAAUUUGUGAGACAUUGCAACGUGACAAAGAGUUGGAUGGUGAGGAUGCCGCCCUGCGUAAAGUGGGCGAUCCGCGACAACGUUACGGAAGCUAUGCUUAUCGAUCGGCCGAUGUGGAUGGACUCUAUGGUUUGUGGGUGGGGUAUGAGGAACCCAGUACGGCAGCCAUCAAAGCAGCUUAUGUGUAUGCAAAGGGUUUGGGUGGCGUAGCUUUGUUCGAUUUGUCCUUGGAUGAUUUUCGGGGCCAAUGUGCAGGCGAGAAAUAUCCUAUUUUAAGAAGUAUUAAGUUUAAAUUAUAAAUCUAGUUAAUAAAUAAUUCGUAUAAAUUGAGAAAAGCUA